Messenger RNA from Zingiber officinale, 2082 nucleotides. Its product is annotated as probable protein S-acyltransferase 7. Bases 591 to 1847 code for a protein of 418 amino acids. The transcript has 7 exons. Lineage: Eukaryota; Viridiplantae; Streptophyta; Magnoliopsida; Zingiberales; Zingiberaceae. Gene Ontology annotation, cellular component: endoplasmic reticulum; Golgi apparatus. The record is from RefSeq and is a predicted model, not a curated record. Gene Ontology annotation, biological process: protein targeting to membrane; peptidyl-L-cysteine S-palmitoylation. Gene Ontology annotation, molecular function: protein-cysteine S-palmitoyltransferase activity.
CUCUUAUUAUUAGCUGCGUAAUAUUCUCACCAUCUCUCUCCUCUCUGUCGUCCCUCGUAAGAGCUCCAGAUCGCGACACAGAUCGCUGGAGAAGACGCAGGAUCGGCUAAUCGCCCGGACGGUUUGCCGAUCCCCGUCUCCUCCGACGACUCCUUCCCCCCCUCGGCGGCCGUCGAGCCAGCUCAACCGAGGUGGCCUGGCACGUCGUCUGAGAAUAUUUUGGGGAGGAGAACGCUUAGGGUUUCUCACUCGCUCAUUCUCCUUUCCUUGAUGAUAUUCGUUGCCUGACAUUUGUCCCUUGGGUACUAUUGAGAGCCAUUAUGGGGGGAUUUAGCAGCGAUCAUAUAAGGCUCAUUGAUUGCUAGUUGAGUUUUUCACAUUUUGCAAUUGAUCCACCAUUCCUUUUCGUCAGGGAAUCUGUUGAUUCUGCAAGUUGUUCUUGCAUAGUUGAUUCUACAAGUUGCUGGGAACUGAAGCUUGGCUUCGUAAUCUGCUGUAAGGAUCCAAUAUUGUGCAAAUCGCAAUGCAGAAUGUUGUAUUGAAGUGUCGGCUAUCAUAGUGCCUGAGGAUCUGGAAGGGUGCAGGGUAAGAUGUAUGGAAAGACACUUCCAAGGCAUGUAUCUGACUCUAAUCGAAGAAUCAUUGAGACAAGCGGUCCAUCAAAGAGGGUGUAUCAAGUGUGGCAAGGAAGCAAUAAGUUUUUUUGGGGAGGGAGGCUUAUAUUUGGUCCAGAUGCAAGGUCUCUGGUGCUCACAAUAAAUCUUAUUGCAGUUCCUGUUAUCCUCUUUGCUAUAUUCGUCUCUCAGAAGCUGGUCCAUGAGUUCCAGCAUCAGUUUGGGAAUCUUAUUAUAGCUAUUGCUAUUAUGUUUGCUGCUUAUAAUAUUACUCUUCUCCUUCUUACCUCUGGCAGAGAUCCAGGAAUUGUUCCACGUAACGCCAAUCCACCUGAACCAACAGAUAUUGUCUCACCUGGUACAUCUACAGAGUGGUCCGGAAGCCAUGGUGCUCCAGCUUUACCGCAAACUAAAGAUGUAUUUGUAAAUGGCACUUUUGUGAAGGUCAAGUAUUGCAACACAUGCAUGCUUUAUCGCCCCCCUCGUUGCUCUCACUGCUCAAUCUGCAACAAUUGUGUGGAGCGCUUUGAUCAUCAUUGUCCCUGGGUUGGGCAGUGUAUUGGAAGAAGGAACUACCGUUUGUUCUUUAUGUUUGUGUCCUCGACGACCCUUCUCUGCCUGUAUGUCUUUGCCUUCUGUUGGGUUAAUCUUAAAAAGAUUAUGGAUGUGCACGAAUGCAAUCUUUGGGCAGCUGUUGCAAAAUCACCUGUUUCUGGAAUUCUCAUCAUUUACACAUUUAUAGCAGCUUGGUUUGUUGGCGGUUUGACAUCCUUCCAUAUUUACUUAAUCUGCACCAAUCAGACAACCUAUGAGAAUUUUAGAUAUCGAUACGACAGCAAAAUGAAUCCAUAUAACCGUGGGUGCUUCCAAAAUGUCAAGGAGGUUCUCUUAUCUGAAGUUCCCAAGUCCAUGAAUAAUUUCAGAGCAAAGGUGAAAGAGGAUUCGACUAGAUUCGCCUCAUCGCAUUCUAUGGGGCGAGCCAUCAGUCCAGAUGUACCAAAGACAAGCUAUGAUCUCGAGGUUGGUGCAAAAAGACAUACUGUGGUCGCAGAGGAACUUGAAGACAUACAAAGCCAGUUUGAGUGUGGAGCAUCAGCAAGAUGUGAUCUCCAACCGCCACACCCAAGCUGGACAGAUGACAAAGACCACUGGGAGAUAACAAAUGACAUAGAGGCACUGGAGGCUGAAUUUAGAAUGGAAAAUACCUAUGGACACAGAGGAAAUAUUCAUUGAAAAUGUUGGGAUCAGAAUGGUAGUUGCUAAUUCCGCUAACUGGUGCAUCCCCUUGUAGGUUAACAAGGCAGUAAAAAGAACUUUCGUGUCAUUAAAACUGAAAAGCAGAUGCCUCUCUCUCUCUCUCUCUCUCCCCCCGCCAUUUUUUUUUUAUUUUACAUUUUGAACAAAUUUGUAUAAGGAGAUCGAUGUGCCAUAAUAUUUGACUUGUAUACAUGAAGUUGAGAUUUGGAGA